ACCACGCCCUCAAGCUAUGCGAACAAGAUGAGUGUUCCACGAGCGCGAUUACUGCAGCUGAUGAAGGCGCAAUGCGAAGUCUUCUCAACGGCGUAUAACCCCGAAGGUGUUCGGACGGGCAACAAGAUUCUGCGACAGAGGUUACGAGGCCCUGCCCUGGCGGCGUAUUAUCCACGACGUGUCGUAACGCUCCGAGACUUGAGGAAGGAGCUGGGUCCGGAGUUCAUGAUAGAGGAUGAGGCUGAGGAGGACCGACUGUUGAAGAUUGAGGAGCUCAAGGCUCGCGGAAAGGGUGCCCCGAAGAAGAAGACGAAGGGUUCAGCAUCGGCAUCAGCAAGCUUUGUUUCCUGUCUCUUUGAUUUUACGUUUGACAACAUUGUUUCCCAUAUUGCGGCUCGUACUGGCGGCCAGGCAAUUCCAGACUUCAGGAUGCCUGUCAACCUGAAGAAAUCGGUCAGCGCGCUGGCAACCUCCAAGCUUGCAAACCAAAGCUCUGCCAAGAAGGCGAAACUCACACAUGACCUUUCAUCAUCCGAGUCGUACCCAAUGGACAGACUGCUUGCGAAGCUUUCGGAACAUCAAGCCGUUAAGACUCAGCAUAACGAGCCGACCGCAACAUUUUCGGACGACGAGCAAGUGUUCCCCCGAGUUCUGGAUCAUCAAUCCUCGUGCAGCUCGCUGCCUAUCACUCCGGCCAAUGACAUUUAUGCCGCCAGCACCCCGACCACUCGUCCGGCGAGUGCUACGCCGGAGAGCCACACGGCUGCCAACGAUGAGGUUACUCGCCUGAAGCUUGAGCUAGCCCGUGCCAAGAGCGAAAUCUCUCGCUUAGACAGCGAGCUUAUCAAUCGACGAAUCGAAGGCAUCGAAGGCAAUGAAGAUGGCUUGGACCAGACUGAUAAGUCUAUAUUGGCCAUGACAGGCGAACUUGGGGGCCCGAGGUUUCCGGCAUCUUCCUCUUACAAGUCCACGAAACCUCAAUACGCACGGGAGACUCCGUGGCCCGCCCAGGAUGACUCUCCGUCGGAGACUAGUGAUUCCCUAUCGACUGGAAAUUAUGGCCGCUCUCGAGGAAUCUGGGCUUCUGGAAAGAAUAGCAUUGCUACUCAGAGCAGCUAUUUGCAACCAACGACCUCGUCCUUGUCUGACCCUACCCAGCAAGUCUCAUGGUCUGGUGCUGGUCGAGGUUUUGCCGAGCCCUGUGCCCCGCUGUACGGACCGCCCGCGGAUGCUUACCGUAGUGACCGCUUUGGUUCCGGCAGCGAUAUGGGGAUGAGGCCCGCAUCUGGUCGCCGAUCUAAUCGUUACGACAAUCGCUUCGCUGCUCCUCAAUCCUUUGAGCCCGGAUUUGGUGGAUACGCGAUGGGAUACAGCCAGUUUGACUCUGUAGCCAGCUACCCAGGUGGAAUGCAGGCCCCUUUGUCCGGCGGUCUCAUGGCCCACGCAGGCGGCAUUCACCAACCAUUUCAACAGCCGAUUGGCACUCCGCUGUCUCCCCACGCCACCGAGUUUACCUCGAACGCAGCAUCUUCCUGGAAGUCUGACGCCGUCGCGACCGAGGGCCAAACUUAUCUGCCGACCACCGAGCCUCUGAAUUAUCGUCGGCUUCUGGAUCGCAAUGUCAACUGCAACUGGAAGUACAUUGUGGACAAGAUCGUCUGCAACAACGAUCAGCAAGCUUCGAUCUUUCUUCAGCAAAAGCUCAAAGUCGGCACUCCGGAGCAGAAAUACGAGAUCGUUGAAGCCAUUGUGGCACAAGCCUACCCACUGAUGGUCAACCGUUUCGGCAACUUCCUAGUUCAACGCUGCUUUGAGCACGGAACACCCGAGCAGGUCAUCAAGAUUGCAGAGGCCAUCCGUGGAAACACACUCAAUCUUUCUAUGGAUCCUUUUGGUUGCCACGUUGUUCAGAAGGCGUUUGAUUCUGUACCUGAGGAUUACAAGGCCAUCAUGGUGGGCGAGCUUCUGCGCCGCAUUCCUGAGACAGUCAUCCAUCGUUACGCCUGCCAUGUUUGGCAAAAGCUCUUCGAACUGAGAUGGACAGAGUCGCCCCCCCAGAUAAUGAAGUUCGUCAACGAUGCCCUGCACGGAAUGUGGCAUGAGGUUGCCCUGGGUGAGACCGGGAGUCUUGUUGUCCAAAACAUAUUUGAGAACUGUCUUGAGGAUGACAAGCGGCCUUGUAUUGAGGAGGUUCUUGCGAACAUUGAUAUUGUUGCCCAUGGUCAAUUUGGCAACUGGUGUAUUCAGCACAUCUGCGAGCAUGGUGCCCCGGCAGACAGAAGCCGAGCCAUCGACCACGUCAUCCGCUACGCAGCGGAGUACAGUAUGGAUCAGUUCGCCUCCAAGGUUGUUGAGAAAUGUCUGAAGAUUGGCGGUUCCGAUUUCCUUAGCCGCUACCUUGAUCGGGUCUGUGAAGGCCGCGUCGACCGUCCGCGCAUCCCCCUUAUUGAUAUUGCCAGCGACCAAUACGGAAACUACCUGAUCCAAUAUAUUCUCACGCACUCUACACCUCAACACCGCGAGAUUGUGGCGGCUCAUAUUCGCAAGCAUAUGGUCUCUCUACGUGGUUCCAAGUUCGGUUCUCGUGUCGGUAUGCUUUGCACCAACCCCGCCGUGGCUACCAGACCUGGUCCAGGUGUCGGCCCUGCUAUGGGUCGGAUGCCUCCGGGCUCUCGGUUCGGCGGUGCUUACCGCUAG
This is a messenger RNA of Pyricularia pennisetigena, 2697 nucleotides long. RefSeq lists its product as uncharacterized. Gene Ontology annotation, cellular component: cytoplasm. Gene Ontology annotation, biological process: post-transcriptional regulation of gene expression. NCBI's taxonomy places the organism in Eukaryota, Fungi, Ascomycota, Sordariomycetes, Magnaporthales, Pyriculariaceae. Gene Ontology annotation, molecular function: mRNA 3'-UTR binding. Bases 28 to 2697 code for a protein of 889 amino acids. The transcript is spliced from 8 exons. The record is from RefSeq and is a predicted model, not a curated record.